CUCUCUCUCUGUCUCUGUGUAUCUCUCUCUCUCUCUCUCUCUGCAAACCCUAACUUCCCAAAUUAACCUUCCAAAUCCUCAAAAGAGUUUUUUCUUUUUUCCCCAAAACACAAACACUUCGAUCUCUUUCCUCUCUCUCUCUCUCUCUCUUAUCCAUCAACUACAGUCCAUUUCCGCAGAUCGACGACCCAGAUUUUUAGAUGCUACGCCGAAAACUCGUCGGAAUAGCGCUGUGAUUCUUAGUGCAAUUCGUAUUUCGUCUUCAAAAAUGACUUCUCGUAACCAGAACCGACCUCCCCGUAGUCCCUUCACUAAAAAGGAUGGUAAUGAGGAGGUUCCUUUAGACAAGCGUCGGAGAAUCGGAGCAGGAAGAAUGGUGGGGCCACCAUUGGCGGCAAGCAGGGGCCGUGGGCGGCAAGCGUUUUCCGAGGUAAACAGUAGACAAGAUGUUACGGCUACUAGUGAUGUGGGAAGUGGCGAGGGGUCGGAGUGUGGAACUGUGGAGUUUACAAAGGAGGAGGUUGAGGCAUUGUUGAAUGAGAAGUUGAAAGGGAAGAAGCUUGAUCCUCUUAAGGUGAAGCUGGAUAACGCGAUUGACUAUAUUAAGAGGCUCAAACUUUGCUUAAAAUGGUUCCAACAAGUUGAACAAAACCAUGUUCUUGAGAAGGAAAAGCUUCAAAGUUCGAUUGAAGCUGUUGAGAAGAAGUGCACAGAUACUGAGCUGGAGAUGAAAAACAAGGUGGAGGAGUUAAAUGUGAUUAUCUUAGACUUGCGGAAAACCAUCUCUUCUUUGGAAGAUAGAGUUGCAAAAGAAGAAUCAGAUAAGUUGGAUGCAAUCGAAUGUCAUAGAAAAGAAAAAGAAGCAAGAGUUGCUGGUGAGAAGUUGCAAGCUUCUCUUUCAGCUCAGCUUGAAAAAACUAGGCAGGAGAAAUUAGCUGCUGAACAAAAGGCAGCCUCAUUUGAAGAUAUGUACAAGCGAGGACAAGAAUACAAUGUGAGUUUACAACAGUAUAACGGCAAACUUCAAAAGGAUAAUGAAACAAUUAGUGAGUCACUCAAACGAGUUGAAAUGGAGAAAUUGACCAUUGUGGAGAAUCUCAGCAAUUUAAGGUGUCACAAUAAGGCAUUGCAAGACCAAUUAGCUUCAUUCAAAGCUUCACAGGAAGAGGUGAUAAAGCAAAAAGAAUCAUUAUCAAAUGAACUUAGAUGCCUUCGAGUGGAAUUGCAACAAGUGAGGGAUGACCGCGAUCGCCAAGUGACACAAAUGCAGGCUUUAACUGCUGAAAUAGUGAAGUACAAAGAAUUUACUGGGAAAUCUUGUGCAGAAUUGGAUAAUUUGACGAUAAAAUCAAAUGCCUUGGAGGAGACAUGUUCUUCCCAAAGGGAGCACAUUCGGACAUUGCAGCAUCAACUCACUGCUGCAAAUGAGAAACUAAAGAUGGCUGAUUUAUCUGCUUCAGAAACAAGGACAGAAUUUGAAGAGCAAAAGAGAACUGUGUGUGAACUACAAGAGCGACUGGCAGAUGCAGAGUUUCAACUUAUUGAAGGAGAGAAGUUAAGAAAAAAGCUGCACAACACAAUUUUGGAACUAAAAGGGAACAUUCGGGUAUUUUGCCGAGUGCGUCCUUUGUUGCCUGAAGAUGGAGUUGGAACAGAAUCCACAGUAAUUGCUUACCCUACAUCAACGGAAACUCUUGGCCGGGGCAUUGAUUUGGUACAAAGUGCAGGACAGAAGUAUCCUUUCACAUUUGACAAAGUGUUUUCUCAUGAGGCUUCUCAGCAGGAUGUUUUUGUUGAAAUAUCACAGUUGGUACAGAGUGCCCUUGAUGGUUAUAAGGUUUGCAUAUUUGCUUAUGGGCAAACGGGAUCAGGCAAAACUUAUACCAUGAUGGGUAGACCAGAAACUUCAGUGCAGAAAGGGCUGAUACCACGUUCACUGGAACAAAUCUUCCAGACAAGUCAGUCCCUUCAAGCUCAGGGCUGGAAAUACAAAAUGCAGGCUUCAAUGUUGGAGAUUUACAAUGAGACCAUCCGUGAUUUAUUGUCAACAAAUCGAUCAAGUGGUCUGGACAUGUCACGGACAGAAAAUGGGGCUCCUGGAAAACAGUAUACAAUUAAGCAUGAUGUGAAUGGAAAUACACAUGUUUCUGACCUUACUAUAGUUGAUGUUUGUAGCAUAAAUGAGAUAUCCUCCCUUCUACAACAGGCUGCACACAGCAGGUCUGUGGGUAGGACGCAAAUGAAUGAGCAGUCCUCGAGAAGCCAUUUUGUUUUUACAUUGCGUAUAUCUGGUGUAAAUGAGAGCACUGAGCAACAAGUACAGGGGGUGUUAAACCUCAUAGAUCUUGCUGGAAGUGAGCGCCUAUCCAAGAGUGGGUCAACUGGAGACCGUUUGAAGGAAACUCAGGCUAUAAACAAAAGUUUAUCUUCGCUGGCUGAUGUAAUAUUUGCAUUGGCAAAGAAGGAGGACCAUGUUCCUUUUAGGAACUCAAAACUGACAUAUCUUCUCCAGCCAUGCCUAGGUGGAGAUUCCAAAACCUUGAUGUUUGUAAAUAUCUCCCCUGAUCCUUCUUCAGUUGGUGAGUCACUUUGUUCACUACGGUUUGCUGCCAGAGUCAAUUCCUGUGAAAUUGGAAUUCCCCGACGUCAGACAACAGUGAAGCCUAUGGAUAACCGAUUGAGCUAUGGCUGAAAUUGUGUUCCUGGUAUUCAUGCAUUUUGUUGUCAGUCUUGCUGCAUUUAUAAUCUGCGCAGAGUAAUUGUUAUUUGUAUGAUUAAUGGUUGUAAUUUGUAUAAGGGGGUGGAUUGGUUGUAUCAAUUGUUUGUAGUGUUCUGUUUCUAGAAAUUACUAAUUUGUACUUUAGGUUUAAGUUUAGUGUCUUGAUUGAAUGAUGCAACAGAUGAAAUUAUCGACCUUGUGAGAUGAUCCUUCAAAAUUAUUUGAAAUUGUUCAUCAUUUGACGAGUACUGGUAUAAAGGAAUUAUUAUUAGCAUCA
Molecule: messenger RNA, 2996 nt
Organism: Quercus robur (English oak)
Lineage: Eukaryota; Viridiplantae; Streptophyta; Magnoliopsida; Fagales; Fagaceae
Product: kinesin-like protein KIN-14C
Exons: 17
Coding region: 269-2692 (807 amino acids)
Biological process (GO): microtubule-based movement
Molecular function (GO): ATP binding; microtubule binding; microtubule motor activity
Source: RefSeq, a predicted model, not a curated record